Molecule: messenger RNA, 760 nt
Organism: Scaptodrosophila lebanonensis
Lineage: Eukaryota; Metazoa; Arthropoda; Insecta; Diptera; Drosophilidae
Gene: san
Product: probable N-acetyltransferase san
Exons: 3
Coding region: 126-677 (183 amino acids)
Biological process (GO): mitotic sister chromatid cohesion
Cellular component (GO): NatA complex
Molecular function (GO): acyltransferase activity, transferring groups other than amino-acyl groups
Source: RefSeq, a predicted model, not a curated record
AUACCUAUUGCAGGCAACAGCUGUUGCGCACAGCAUUUUGUUAAGCUAUUUUCUCAAUUCCGACGUUUCCGGGAAACUUAGGGCGCCGAGCGCGUAUCUGAAACUUAAACUUUUGCCAAAACACUAUGACGAGAUCAAGUAUCGAAUUGGGCGACGUGACGCCGCACAACAUAAAACAACUGAAGAAGCUCAAUACCGUUGUUUUCCCCGUGUCAUAUAACGACAAAUUCUAUGUGGAUGUGCUGGAGGCCGGCGAGCUGGCCAAACUAGCCUACUACAACGACAUCGUGGUGGGGGCGGUUUGCUGCCGAAUUGAUUCCACCGAGAACCAGCGACGGCUAUACAUAAUGACCUUAGGCUGCCUUUCGCCAUAUCGACGCCUGGGCAUUGGCACUGUUAUGUUUGAACAUAUACUGAACUAUGCAGAGAACGAUGGAAAUUUCGAUAGCAUUUUUCUGCACGUCCAAAUCAACAACAAUGGUGCCAUUGAGUUCUACAAAAAAUUUGGCUUUGAAAUCGUUGACACCAAAGAGCAGUAUUACAAACGCAUAGAACCGGCGGAUGCGCAUGUGCUCCAGAAGACGUUACGGCGCAAGAAUACUCCACCGAAUAGCCAUCAUCAAAAUCAUCAUCUUACCAAUGGUGCUGUGAAUGAAAAGAAGGAGCGUCGAACUUGAGAAAUAUCAUGCCUUAAUUUUAUAUAACAAAUUAGUUAAAAAUUUGGGGCUAAUUGCAUGAAAUAAAAAAAAAAACAAUGAAA